Molecule: messenger RNA, 869 nt
Organism: Sphaerodactylus townsendi
Lineage: Eukaryota; Metazoa; Chordata; Lepidosauria; Squamata; Sphaerodactylidae
Product: E3 ubiquitin-protein ligase TRIM41-like
Exons: 4
Molecular function (GO): zinc ion binding
Source: RefSeq, a predicted model, not a curated record
CUGAUUUGGAAAGCGAAAGCAACUCCUCUCUCGCAAAGGGGAGCCAUGGCGGCGGCGACGGGUCCCCUGGAGGAGCUGUGCGAGGAAGCCUCUUGCUCCGUCUGCCUGGACUUCUUCAGGGACCCGGUGACCAUUGCUGGCUGCGGCCACACUUUCUGCCGGGCCUGCCUGACCCACAGCUGGGGGGCCUUGGAGGGGGCAGAGGCUUCGUGCCCUCUUUGCAGAGGACCCGCGCAGGAGGGGACCCUCCGGCCCAACCACCAGCUGGCCAACUUCGUGGAACUAAUCCAGAAACUCCGCCCUUCAGAGGGAAGCAGCAAGAAGCGAAAGAGGGGGGUCUGCGAUCUGCACCAGGAGCCCCUGAGGUUUUUCUGCCAGGAGGACGAAGCCCCCGUCUGCCUGGUCUGCCGGAUAUCGAAGGAGCACAAAGAUCACGAGGUGAUUCCUCUGGAGGAGGCUUUCCAGGAAAAUCGAGCAACGGGGGCCGGUAGAAAAGAGAGGUUUUGCCAGAAGCACCAGGAACCGCUAAAGCUGUUUUGCAAGGAUGACGAAGCCCUCAUCUGUGUGGUCUGUGACCGAUCCAAGGAGCACAGAGAUCACGAGACUCUUCCUCUUGACGAGACCUCCCAAGAGUACAAGGAUCGAUUCUGUGAUUGUCUGGAGAAGCUGAAGGAGGAGAGAGAAAAAAUUCUGGCGUCUAAAGCAGAGGUAGAGAAGGAAAGCCAAGACCUGCUGAAACAAACCACAAAACAGAAACAAGAGAUGGUCACCAAGUUCAGGGAACUGCACACUUUUCUGGAGGAACAAGAGAAACUUCUGCUGGCCCAGAUGGAAGAGGUGGAGAAGGAGGUGGCAAAAAACCGGGAUCA